AUGUGGCUCAUAGCAGCUGGCCUGGCUCUAGGUGCUGCCUACCUGUGUCGAGUGAAUUCUGCUAUGAAGGUAGUCGCUAAAGAGGCACACAAGCUAUCGCCCCAUCGUUGGACGGUCGAAGAAAUCAAUGCUACCUACAAGAAGAGCCUGGAAGCCCCCAUCGAUGUGACCAAGAGCCUGCCACCAAAGCAAUCCCGCCGAUAUGUGAUCGUUGGUGGAACCGGCCUAGUUGGGGCUUGGAUAGUAUCUCAUCUCCUGGCACGUGGCGAAGACCCCAAGGCCAUUCGUAUUCUGGAUCUAGCCUCCCCGGAGCAGAACAUCCUCAGCCAAGGUGUGGGUUGGAUCAAAACCAACGUCACCGACGAACUCGCAGUGACAGCUGCAUUCGCAGAGCCAUGGAAUGCAACAGUCACCAAGCUCCCCUUGACAGUCUACCACACAGCAGCCGUAAUCCGUCCUCAAGACCGUCUCAAGAGCUUCCUACCGCUCUGCAGCAAGGUCAAUGUCGAUGGCACACGGAACAUUCUCAACGCCUCCAAACUCGCCGGCGCCACAGUCUUCAUCUCAACAUCUUCCGGCUCCAUCGCCCUGCACCAGCCAAACUUCUGGAUCGCCCCGUGGGCAACCGAGCCCUCACGCGUAGUGCAGGUAAUCAGCGAUUCAACCAAACUGCCCGAAUCCCACGAACAAUUUUUCAGCAAUUACGCCGUCACCAAAACCGAAGCAGAACGGCUCGUCCGCGCAGCCGACGAUCUAACAUCUAACUUCCGCACCGGCUGCAUUCGACCCACGAACGGUAUCUACGGCACAGGCGGCGAAGCCAAUGCUGCUGUCACGGACAUUUACCUCCGCAACGGCGGUAACCCAACCUGGGCUCACCCGAUUAUGCAGAGCUUCGUGCACGCCGAAAACGUCUCCCUCGCCCAUCUCCUCUACGAACAACGUCUGAUCCAGCAGAGCGAGCCGGGUUCCCAGCUUCCAAACACCGGUGGACAGGCGUUUGUCGUCAGUGAUCCCAGCCCGGCUAUUGCGUUUAGUGAUAUGUAUCUGUUGCUUGAGACGCUGUCUAAGACGCCGACUUCUUUCCCGAAGCUACAGCCCGUGCCGUUCUUGGUUAUGGCGUACUUCGUAGAGGUUUACGCUUUCUUGCAGAUUAACUAUCUCUCGUGGCUGCCGAGGUUGCCCCAUGAUCUGGAGCAGAUUCAGCCGUCGCUAUUCUCUAUCUUGAAUGUUAAUGUGUUUGCGGAUGAUUCGCGGGCGAAGCUGGCGCCGGAACUAGGUGGGUUGGGUUAUAACCCGCCUAUUAACACUCUGGAGGGUAUGUGUCGACGACUUGUGGAUUGGAAUACAAAGGCUGAGGCGGAGGGGGUUCAUGUCAAAGGCAAGAAGGUGAUUUUGGGUCCUGUGAAGAUCUCGGAAGAUGGAAUUGGUGUUGAUGUUGUUAUGCCGAAGGUGUGA
Messenger RNA from Penicillium paradoxum, 1458 nucleotides. Its product is annotated as putative 3-beta hydroxysteroid dehydrogenase/isomerase family protein. The record is from RefSeq and is a predicted model, not a curated record. The transcript has 2 exons. Gene Ontology annotation, molecular function: 3-beta-hydroxysteroid dehydrogenase [NAD(P)+]/C4-decarboxylase activity; 3-beta-hydroxy-Delta5-steroid dehydrogenase (NAD+) activity. NCBI's taxonomy places the organism in Eukaryota, Fungi, Ascomycota, Eurotiomycetes, Eurotiales, Aspergillaceae. Gene Ontology annotation, biological process: ergosterol biosynthetic process. Gene Ontology annotation, cellular component: endoplasmic reticulum. Bases 1 to 1458 code for a protein of 485 amino acids.